AUGAGUCAAUAUUGUGCGGCGGACCCAAUACAGCGCAUGGUGAGCAGGAAGGGACCAUACCUAGAUACCCAACAACAGCGGGUCUACAAGCAUCGUAGCGGUACUGGUCAUGGUACCAACAUCAGGCAGCCAACUACAGGAAUUGUGGAGGCUACUUUCCUGCAGAACAACAGUGGUAUGAAUGCGGUGCAUCCAACAACAUUAAACGUACAGACACACAAUGCGCAUGCAACUGGACGGACCAUAGCUAAAUCUGUAGACACAAACUCAUGGGUGAACGAUUUCUCGUCCAUGAAAGUACAGGAUCCAUUAGAGUUUGCCGACAGCUAUAAGAAUCUAUAUAAGCAAUACGAACAGAAACAGUUUCACAACACAGUGCCGGCACAAUGUCCCAGAAACCUGUACAUACCAACUGUAACUCGGCCACAAACGACUCUUAAUAUUGUUGAUCAUCACGAGGACAAGAGCUCGGCAGUAGAUCAACUGAUAGAUGAUGAAUUCGAGAAAAUUGAAGAAGAAGUAAAGGACCAAAACCAGAAACUAGAAUUCCAAGAAAGUGCUCAAAGUUUUAUAGAGAUAUGCGAGCGUAGUCAAAUGAAGGAAAAACUUCAGAGGUCUAAAUUCUUUCAAGUUAUGCAAAAGGUAAGUGAUGGAGAGGCCACAAUCCGCCAGGAUGGUGAAAACUAUGUAAUAAGGUAA
Messenger RNA from Nakaseomyces glabratus, 699 nucleotides. It is a transcript of the gene PEX21, whose product is annotated as Pex21p. NCBI's taxonomy places the organism in Eukaryota, Fungi, Ascomycota, Saccharomycetes, Saccharomycetales, Saccharomycetaceae. The record is from RefSeq and is a predicted model, not a curated record.